AACAAGGAGGAAAACCCCCGUGUCCCCAUCAUCGUCACCGGUAACGAUUUCUCCACAUUGUAUGCUCCCCUCAUCCGUGACGGUCGUAUGGAGAAAUUCUACUGGGCACCCACCAGGGAAGACCGUAUUGGUGUCUGCAAGGGUAUCUUCAGGACUGACAAUGUUGCUGAAGAUGACCUUGUCAAGCUUGUUGACUCCUUCCCCGGACAAUCCAUUGAUUUCUUCGGUGCCCUGAGGGCCAGAGUUUACGACGAUGAAGUGAGAAACUGGAUUUCCGGAAUUGGUGUUGAGGGCAUUGGGAAGAGGCUUGUGAACUCAAAGGACGGACCACCAACAUUUGACCAGCCAAAGAUGACCAUUGAGAAGCUCAUGGAGUAUGGAAACAUGCUUGUCCAAGAGCAAGAGAAUGUGAAGAGAGUCCAAUUGGCUGACAAGUAUUUGAGCGAGGCUGCUCUUGGUGAAGCCAAUGAUGAUGCUAUCAAGAGUGGCUCUUUCUAUGGCCAAGCAGCCCAGCAAAUGAGUAUUCCAGUUCCUGAAGGAUGUACUGAUCCAAAUGCAGACAACUUUGAUCCAACUGCAAGAAGUGAUGAUGGAAGUUGCCAUUAUCAAUUCUAGGCCUUUUUCUAGGGAUUGUGGCGGAAGGAGAAGCGCUUAUUAAG
Molecule: messenger RNA, 659 nt
Organism: Pistacia vera
Lineage: Eukaryota; Viridiplantae; Streptophyta; Magnoliopsida; Sapindales; Anacardiaceae
Product: ribulose bisphosphate carboxylase/oxygenase activase 1, chloroplastic-like
Exons: 3
Cellular component (GO): chloroplast stroma; thylakoid
Molecular function (GO): ribulose-1,5-bisphosphate carboxylase/oxygenase activator activity
Source: RefSeq, a predicted model, not a curated record